AAAGAUGAAGACGAGGAAGAAGAGGAGGAGGAGGAGGAGGAGGAGGAAAUCGACGUGGUCACCGUGGAAAAGAGGCGCUCUUCCUCUUCCUACAAGGCUAUCACCACCCUGACCAUUGCAAUGCGCCCCAAGAACGGCACCGCCUUUGCCUCGGUGAGAACUCAGCCCAGCGAAGUCAUCUUAAAGCGCUGCGCCCCCAUCCACCAGCAGCACAACUACGCGGCGCCUUCCCCGUAUAUCGAGAGGGAAGAUGUGCCCCUGCCCAAAAAGCUGAGAAACGAAGCGGCGCCUCGUCCAGCCAAGCCAGCGACCCAACCAAAGCCCAAGAGCUCCAGCCCUCGCAAUUCGGAUUCGGAAGACAGCGAGCGCCGACGCAACCACAACAUUUUGGAACGGCAGCGGCGUAACGAUCUGCGGUCGAGCUUUCUGACGUUAAGGGACCACGUGCCCGAACUGGUGAAAAACGAGAAGGCCGCCAAAGUGGUCAUCUUGAAAAAGGCCACCGAGUAUGUCCAUUCCCUGCAGGCUGAGGAGCACAACUUGUUGUUGGAAAAGGAAAAACUCCAAAUCAGGCAACAGCAGUUGAUAAAAAAAUUGGAACACAUGCAGACUUGCUAAUGUGGGGGGGCAGGGGGGUUGGAAAGCAAAUAAAACAAACACCUGACCUUUUAUAUAUUUGUCUGACCUGGACAGCUAUUGCCACUUUGCACAUUUUUGAUUCCUUAAAGAGAGCUAUGUUUUGUUUUGUUUUUUUUGACGUUAAGAAUGUUGGUUUUAUUUUCAAUCCCGUCUCUUGCGUAAUUGACACCACCUUGUUGUUAUACCUGAAGAGGAGAUCAAAUGGGGGGUCCUCCUCCUCUGGAAUUGGAGAGACUGCCAAAAACCAUGGUGGAAUGGCUUUCACAUGUUUCAUCUUGGAACUGUUGUCCUUGCAAUGUUGUGAGCGUUGAGACUUGCUUAUGACAUCCAGUUGAGUUGGAAACAUUCAUUCCAUUUUAAUGGUGCUUUAUGUUUUACAGGUGUUAUGGGGGCAAAACCAUGUUAUACCCAGGGGGAAGGGAAACCGCCUGUGUAAAUACCAUAUACACGUUUGCCUUUUGUACACGUCUUGGGUUAUGAGAGGUGACUUUUGCUACCAAUAUUAGACUGGAAGUUCAUACCUAAGUACUGUAAUACCUCAAUGUUUGAGGAGCAUGUUUUUUGUAUACAAAUAUAUUGUUAAUCUCUGUUAUGUACUGUACUAAUUCUUACACUGCCUGUAUACUUUAGUAUGAUCCUGAUACAUAACUAAAUUUGAUACUUAUAUUUUCGUAUGAAAAUGGUUGUGGAAAGUUUUGAGUAGAUAUUACUUUAUCACUUUUUUGGACUAAGAAAACUUUUGUAAAGAAAUUUACUAUAUAUGCCUUUUUUUUCCUAGCCUGUUUCUUCCAGUUAAUGUAUUUGUUAAUGUUUGUUGCAUAGAACUGGGUAAUUGCAAAGUUCUGUGUUUAAUUUCUUCCAACGAUGUACAUUUAGUGCUGCAUCUUUAUA
Messenger RNA from Thamnophis sirtalis, 1530 nucleotides. Lineage: Eukaryota; Metazoa; Chordata; Lepidosauria; Squamata; Natricidae. The record is from RefSeq and is a predicted model, not a curated record.